Messenger RNA from Sorghum bicolor (sorghum), 1700 nucleotides. RefSeq lists its product as uncharacterized. Gene Ontology annotation, molecular function: protein binding. Bases 247 to 1419 code for a protein of 390 amino acids. The record is from RefSeq and is a predicted model, not a curated record. The transcript is spliced from 3 exons. Lineage: Eukaryota; Viridiplantae; Streptophyta; Magnoliopsida; Poales; Poaceae.
UCUCGCCAGCUCGCCGUCGCUCCUCGCUCUCACCUGCUCGCCGUCGCUACUCGCUCUCGCUCGGUCGCCUGCAAUCGUCUCAUUCCCCUGCUCAGCCGUGUCCAUGGCGUUCUCCGGCGGGGCCCCACUGGGCAGAAUUUCCCCCUUGUGCACCAGAGCAGAUGAGGGUCAGAGGUAGAGCCAGAGAAGAAUCCCCCAACCCAUCCGCCAUCCUCCACCUCCCCGGUCCAGCAGAGAGCGAGUGGGAUGGCGCCGCCUCCGCCACCGGAGCUCAUGGAUGACCUCAUCGGCGAGAUCCUCCUCCGCCUCCCACCAGAAGACCCGGCGUGCCUCGUCCGAGCCUCCCUUGUCUGCAAGCUCUGGCGCCGCCUCCUCUCCGAUGGCGCGUUCCUCUGCCAGUACCGCGCCUUCCACCGGACACCGCCUGUGCUCGGCUUCUUCCACAACCAGUACCGAAAGGGCACCUCUGUUCCCCAGUAUGUCCCCACAAUACAGGCAUCCCCGGUUCCCCAGCCUGCAAUCGCCGUCACCGGCAGCCCCACCACCUCCUACCGUACCAUCGAUUGUCGCCACGGCCGAGUGCUAUUCGAAGGCAAGGAUCAGCCAUCACAGACACUCAUCGUCUGGGAUCCUAUCACCGGCAAUCAGAAGCUCAUCUACCCGCCCGUGCACCCGUAUACCAAGUUCUUGGCUGCGGUGCUCUGCGCUGCAGACGGCUGCGACCACCUCAGAUGCAGCGGGGGGGCUUUCCUCGUGGUUUUCGUGGGUAUAUAUGAUGCCGAGGAGGAGGACAAUGAUGACGAGGGAGUUGAAGAUGGAGAUCCUGUGGGAUGGGCUAGUCUCUACCCAUCAGAGAUUGGGGUGUGGAGCGCAUCUACCUCCAUUAGUGUCGAUUCCUUCAUCGACCUUGUCCUGCCCAGUCUGCUCACCAGAGACUCAAUCUACUUCAUCCUUGAGAACGGGGAAAAAAUCCUCAAGUACAGCUUGGUCGGUGGUGUCCUAUCAGUGGUGAAUGCUCCUCCCCAGCAUGAACCAAAUAUGAUCUUCGCCACGGCACAGGAUGGCGAUCUGGGAGCCGCGACUGUGGAGGGCUAUAGCUUGCACCUGUGGUCGUGGCGAGCGACUGACCCCGUCGGUGGCUUUGGGGAAUGGGUAAGGUGGAGGGUGAUCGAGCUUGAUGUGAUGAUCCCAAUCUCGAUUGGAGACCCUUCGACUACGUUUGAUUUGGCUGGCUUUGCAGAAAGCACUGGCUUAAUUUUCAUCCGUGCAAAUGAUGACAUCUUCACUGUUGAACUCAAGUCUGGCCACAUCACAAAGAAGGGCAAGAGAACAAGUGACAGCCCCAUUUUUCCUUUCACAAGCUUCUACACUCCUGAUCUUGUUACCGCUAGAUUGCAAGUGCCAAUGAGGAUUGAUUGACCAAUGAAAUAAAUUGAUCAAGCCACUGUGGGGAACUUGCAUAGUUUAUGCUUGAGAUGUUCUAUAUCAGUUCUCAGUUAGUAAAGGGUAUCCUAUUAUGUUUUUUAGUAUGUUUCGUCUUCGCAAAUUUCUGCGAGUCCAUAAUUACAGACCAAGAAGAUCCAUGAUUCUGGUUUACUUAUAUGCUUGUCUCUUAUAUUUAGUGCCCAAAUCAUGGUCACUGGCCUGCUUAAUUUUCAAAAUGAUGUGUCACUGUCUUCUCUUUUUUAUGAAAAAUAAUA